AUGAGCGUACCAACAAAUAUAGAAGGUAAAAAGACUAAGCUACUUUUAAUUGGAGGAACAGGUGAUGGUAAAAGUUCACUUGGUAAUUUUAUUUUGAAGAAGAAUGCUUUUGAUGUCAAUGACAACCCAAAUCCAGUGGUUAAACCAACAAUGGGAUUUUAUGGAGAAGGUGAUAGAAGUGAUAUAUUUGUUAUUGACACUCCUGGUCUUCUAGACUCAAGUGAAAUGGAUGAAAGUCAGUUGAAUCAAAUGAUAAAUUACAUUAAUGAACAAAAAGGAGUAGAUGGUAUUAUUCUUGUUUUGAACUAUAAUAGCGUUGUUUUUUUGGAUAAUCUUGAAUCAUUGAUUAAAAAGUUGUACAAUGAAUUUCCAGUUUUUGAUUUCUGGAAACAUGUUUGUAUUGUAUGGACUAAGUGUUUUUAUUACACUAGUGAGAAGAAAUUGGAAAAACAAAUGGAAAUCAAAAACAAACAGUACCAAGAACAAUUAAAAAGACUUGAUAAAGAAACUACUGGAAAAGAAGAUAUUACUUUCCCCAUGUUCUUUGUUGAUUCGCAACCAGAUGAAGGGGGAGAUAAUAGUAGAACGGAUAAAGAAAUUGAAAAGUUUUUAGCAUGGGCUCGUAGUUUAUCUCCAAUUAAGCCAAUUGAGAAAGUUAUGAAAGAAAAUACUGAACCAAAACCAGUUGUUGAAGAAGAAAAAAGAGAUACAGAAGGUAAAGAAGAAACAAAAAGUUAUAUAGAAUUUACUGUUGAGGUUAAGAAAAGAGUGAAAAGAGUUGGAACUGAUGGAAAAGUAAGUUACAAUGAUUGGGAAGAAAUAGUCACCGAAAGUAAAGAAAAACCACUUCUAAAAGAAGACUCUAAUAAUUCAAAAGAAGAAAAUCCAAAAGAAGAAAUUAAAAAAUACUGUAAUGAUUUUUUAAAUCAUGUUUCCUCUUCAUUUUGA
Messenger RNA from Entamoeba histolytica HM-1:IMSS, 948 nucleotides. RefSeq lists its product as uncharacterized. Lineage: Eukaryota; Evosea; Mastigamoebida; Endamoebidae. Bases 1 to 948 code for a protein of 315 amino acids. Gene Ontology annotation, molecular function: GTP binding. The record is from RefSeq and is a predicted model, not a curated record. The transcript has a single exon.